Messenger RNA from Penicillium atrosanguineum, 1935 nucleotides. RefSeq lists its product as uncharacterized. The record is from RefSeq and is a predicted model, not a curated record. The transcript has 2 exons. NCBI's taxonomy places the organism in Eukaryota, Fungi, Ascomycota, Eurotiomycetes, Eurotiales, Aspergillaceae. Bases 1 to 1935 code for a protein of 644 amino acids.
AUGGAGCGAUACGUAGCUCUGCGUCAAGACGAAGAGUCAAACGCCCAAGAACAACUCACUCCACCGCCAAUCCCUGAGACGGGACCAUAUAUGGCGAACUUUGGGUUUGUUCAUCCAUCUAUGGUGGGAAUGCCACCUUUUGACGAUCUUUCAAAUCUCCCGACCUUACAAGAGCGACUAUGCUGUGCUGAUGGGACUCUCCACGAGUCGGAAAUGAACAUGCCCGAAUCAAUUGGCUCUGCCAGCUUCGUCCGUCCAUUUGAUGACCUAGAGAGUGCUUUAGAUCCUUCAUUUCACUUUCCAGAGACAUCUUUGCUGCAUGACUCUGGCAUUGAUGGGUUGGAUGCAGCAAGCCAAGACAUAAUGACUAUGCCCAGCGAGCCAUUGUCGUCUUUCUUCAACGACUUUGAUUUACAGAACCACCAUUCUCAUCAAGUUCCUGUUGCAAAUACUGAAGGAUUGCAGACACUCAAUCCUCUGGAUCGUUGGAGAAACUCGCCGCCAGAGACAGAAGCCGCGCAUCUGACGGAUAUCAUGAACUCCUUGGCCCGAUCAAAUAGCAAUUCAUCAUCUAAGUCACGCCCUGGCUCUCGAAUGUCAGGCACAUCGUAUCGUCGAGGUCAAAAAUGGCCCAGAAAUUCUCCAUCUGUCACGGCAUCAGAGUCCACCAGGUCAACUGCCUCCAGUAGCUCUGCAUCCUCUGCUCACAGCUUUAGCUCCGAUCAAUCUGGCUCAUUUGGUCGAUUUUAUGUGGGAGAACCGACACGUCGUCGUCGGCGACGUAACCGAAAGGCUUCGCCCGUGCCGAACAACCACCCCGGGCAAAAAGCCCAGUGGCGGCCUUAUCAGUGUACAUUCUGUACUGAUACCUUCAAAUCCAAAUACGACUGGACACGCCAUGAGAAGACUCUUCAUUUGUCAUUGGAAAGCUGGGCUUGCGCACCAUUUGGAUCGACCUACGAGGACGAAUCAACCGGCACGUUACGUUGCGCAUUUUGCGAUGUCGACAACCCGUCGGAGAGUCAUAUCCAGGAACAUAAUUUUUGGGGAUGCCAAGACAAACCGUCUGCAUUGCGAACCUUCUAUCGAAAAGACCAUCUUCGCCAGCACUUACGCCUCGUACAUGGGAUAGACAACGCAAAAUCAAGCAUAGCGUCGUGGAAAUCGGAGGUCAAAGAUAUUAAUUCCCGAUGUGGAUUCUGCGCAACGACCUUUACUCGAUGGUCCGAUCGGAAUGAUCAUAUUGCCGGACACUACAAGGAAGGAACUACCAUGAAGGACUGGAAAGGUUGCCGAGGCUUUAUUCCGGCUGUGGCCCUGGCCGUUGACAACGCCAUGCCACCGUAUCUGAUUGGGAGUGAAUCGACCGGCAUCGAUCCGUUCAGCGCGUCCCGUCGAGGACAGGCACCCACACCCACAGAGGGCAAAGCCUCAUAUCAAGAGCUAGAACCAGCAAUCAUCCAACCCACUCCAUUCGAGCAGUUGACGGAACAUUUAAUCCGACAUGUUCGGGCAAAGCAAGCAGAUGGAAUACCCAUUACGGACGAAUCCAUACAGAAAGAGGCACGAUGUCUCUUAUACGGAGAUGAUGAUCCUUGGAAUCAAACUGCGGCGGAUAACCCCGAAUGGCUGAGCUUUUUCAAGGAUGGAAUGGGAAUUAACUCUUCGGCAACCGUGACGAAUGCCAUCUCAUCAAGCAUAUGCUCAGCCCCUGUCUUCCCACUCCCGUGGACAAUAAAGUCGACGGAGAAUAUGGAGACACCGGGAGAAAGUGAUUCCCUUGAGAUUGAGACAGCAGCACUGAUUGACCAGUGGAUGCCCUGGGCCUGGCAGAGCCCUGAGUGUCUUGCGGAGUUCCGUCGGUUUACUAACGGGGUUGGUUCAUGUUCUGGGAUAAAUCAAGCAUUAGCUCCCGAUCCUAACGAUCAAUCUUGA